CACACAGGUUGGAGACUUGGUGCCGUGUUUCAGGAAGGGUUUGUGAGCUGAAUGUUAUCCACAGUUGACAAUACGGGUUCACUCUCAGGGAGACAACAGACCACACUGUCAGCCACUCGCUGAAGAGGGAUCCAGCAGGGUUUGUUUAAAAGAAGCAGUGAAAGAGGACCCUGUGAAUCCCAUCGGCAGUCUAACCCUCCUGGGUUGAGAAACCCUGUGGUCAACCCUAACCCUGAGGUCAACCCUAACCCUGCGAUUACAAGACAAGAUGAGCCUAUCAGGAUGUCAUGAUAAUUGCUGGCACCUCCAAUUCUGACGAAAAGGGUUAUUGUUAAGCUGGAUAAAUAACAGAACAAAACUAUAUUAAACCACUGAUUUAAUGAGCUGAUCUUGCUGGUACUUGAGAAUAUUCGUUUUUUGUGUCUUAUUCCUCACAAUCUCCUCUGUUUUCUUUUUCACAACAAGAAUGGCACUGCUAAAGAAUGCAGCUCUGGUCCUGGCUCUUACGGUGACAUGCUAUGUUUUGGAAACAAGAAAAUUCACUGCCAUUUCAGGGACCAUUUCCCAGGAGAAUUACACUGUAGAAGUAUUGCCCCAUUUUAGGGGGAAAAGAGCAGCCCUGCUAUCAGCAGUCGAGUACACCGUAGAUGUCGAGCUAAACGUCACCGACUUCGCUACUGUUGAAAAACUGAAAGUUUUACUUGGCAACAUGACCUUUUUACUAUCACUGGGUCCCCAAGUUAACGUCACUGACGUUGGCAUUACCACUGUGUGCCUUCCACAGCUGACAGGAUACCAGUGUAGGUGUGAGGACCAGUAUCGCUGGUCAUGUGACAAGUGUGCCACCUACGGACGAUGUUCUAACAUUACAACUGACACGUGCAGCUGCAUCAAUGCCAUUCCUGCAGACGGACAGUUCUGUCAGUCAGUACUUCAACAAAACUUUACAACCUGUCUUACCACAACAGUCAUUCCGAUGAACGCAACAGUUGCCAACACAACAGCAUUCACCAGUCAGAAUAGCACUGCAAACCCGACCACAACACCCAUCCCUCCAGUAUUUUAUUACCUCAUCGACAUUGAGGUGAACACCACCAAUGUUGCAGCGUUGGAACAACUGAGAUCAAUUCUGAGUAGCAACAUUUUCCCCAUCAGCAUCAACAACCUGAUUCAAAUCACAGAUGUCAACAUCUCUACUGUUUGCUACCCAGUCGCUACUGGGUACCAGUGUAGGUGUGAGGACCAGUAUCGCUGGUCAUGUGACAAGUGUGCCACCUACGGACGAUGUUCUAACAUUACAACUGACACGUGCAGCUGCAUCAACGCCAUUCCUGCAGACGGACAGUUCUGUCAGUCAGUACUUCAACAAAACUUUACAACCUGUCCUCCAACAACACUCCCUCCGAUGACAACAACAGUUGCCAACACAACAGCAUUCACCAGUCAGAAUAGCACUGCAAACCCGACCACAACACCCAUCCCUCCAGUAUUUUAUUACCUCAUCGACAUUGAGGUGAACACCACCAAUGUUGCAGCGUUGGAACAACUGAGAUCAAUUCUGAGUAGCAACAUUUUCCCCAUCAGCAUCAACAACCUGAUUCAAAUCACAGAUGUCAACAUCUCUACUGUUUGCUACCCAGUCGCUACUGGGUACCAGUGUAGGUGUGAGGACCAGUAUCGCUGGUCAUGUGACAAGUGUGCCACCUACGGACGAUGUUCUAACAUUACAACUGACACGUGCAGCUGCAUCAACGCCAUUCCUGCAGACGGACAGUUCUGUCAGUCAGUACUUCAACAAAACUUUACAACCUGUCCUCCAACAACACUCCCUCCGAUGACAACAACAGUUGCCAACACAACAGCAUUCACCAGUCAGAAUAGCACUGCAAACCCGACCACAACACCCAUCCCUCCAGUAUUUUAUUACCUCAUCGACAUUGAGGUGAACACCACCAAUGUUGCAGCGUUGGAACAACUGAGAUCAAUUCUGAGUAGCAACAUUUUCCCCAUCAGCAUCAACAACCUGAUUCAAAUCACAGAUGUCAACAUCUCUACUGUUUGCUACCCAGUCGCUACUGGGUACCAGUGUAGGUGUGAGGACCAGUAUCGCUGGUCAUGUGACAAGUGUGCCACCUACGGACGAUGUUCUAACAUUACAACUGACACGUGCAGCUGCAUCAACGCCAUUCCUGCAGACGGACAGUUCUGUCAGUCAGUACUUCAACAAAACUUUACAACCUGUCCUCCAACAACACUCCCUCCGAUGACAACAACAGUCCCUCCAGUAUUUUAUUACCUCAUCGACAUUGAGGUGAACACCACCAAUGUUGCAGCGUUGGAACAACUGAGAUCAAUUCUGAGUAGCAACAUUUUCCCCAUCAGCAUCAACAACCUGAUUCAAAUCACAGAUGUCAACAUCUCUACUGUUUGCUACCCAGUCGCUACUGGGUACCAGUGUAGGUGUGAGGACCAGUAUCGCUGGUCAUGUGACAAGUGUGCCACCUACGGACGAUGUUCUAACAUUACAACUGACACGUGCAGCUGCAUCAACGCCAUUCCUGCAGACGGACAGUUCUGUCAGUCAGUACUUCAACAAAACUUUACAGCAUGUCUACCAACGACAGUUUCUCCAUCUACGAUAAUAACAGAUUUUCCAUCAUCCACUCCUCAAAUCACAAGCUCUACAUCAUUGGCACCAACAACAAAUGCUUCCACAACUGAUUUGACAACCCAACAGAACACUACCCUGACCCCCACAACCCAACAGAACACUACCCUGACCCCCACAACCCAACAGAACACUACCCUGACCCCCACAACCCAAGAGAACACUACCCUGACCCCCACAACCCAACAGAACACUACCCUGACCCCCACAACCCAACAGAACACUACCCUGACCCCCACAACCCAACAGAAUACUACCCUGACCCCCACAACCCAACAGAACACUACCCUGACCCCCACAACCCAACAGACCACUACCCUGACCCCCACAACCCAAGACAACCAUAACCUGACCCCCACCACCCAACAGACCACUACCCUGACCCCCACAACCCAACAGAAUACUACCCUGACCCCCACAACCCAAGAGAACACUACCCUGACCCCCACAACCCAACAGAACACUACCCUGACCCCCACAACCCAACAGAACACUACCCUGACCCCCACAACCCAACAGAACACUACCCUGACCCCCACAACCCAACAGAACACUACCCUGACCCCCACAACCCAACAGAACACUACCCUGACCCCCACAACCCAACAGAACACUACCCUGACCCCCACAACCCAACAGAACACUACCCUGACCCCCACAACCCAACAGAACACUACCCUGACCCCCACAACCCAACAGAACACUACCCUGACCCCCACAACCCAACAGAACACUACCCUGACCCCCACAACCCAACAGACCACUACCCUGACCCCCACAACCCAACAGAAUACUACCCUGACCCCCACAACCCAACAGAACACUACCCUGACCCCCACAACCCAACAGAACACUACCCUGACCCCCCCAACCCAACAGACCACUACCCUGACCCCCACAACCCAACAGAACACUACCCUGACCCCCACCACCCAACAGAACACUACCCUGACCCCCACCACCCAACAGAAUACUACCCUGACCCCCCCAACCCCAGGCACUACCCUGUCCCCCACAACAGGUUCUGUAGGAGUUGUGUGGAACAUGCAGUUCAGUUUGGAUAGGACAUUUACAGAUGAUCUAAAUGACAUUACGAGCUUUGAAUACAAUAUUUUAAAAAACGGGAUUGAACCAAAGCUCCGGCAGCAAUAUGGGAAAACUCCAGGUUUUUUGUCGGCAACUAUAAAGAAAUUCAGGUCGGGAAGCGUGAUUGUGGACUUUGAAGUCGUAACGACUAACACAAACCUUGCUGAUAUCAAAAGUGUUGAAUCAGGGCUCAUAGCAGCACUGGCACCUGUUUUCAUUGUUAGGACUGACUCUUUUAAAACCACUUAUGAAAGCCUUGUUCCCUUACCUUACAGCCCCAACCCCAUGUACCCUGGUCUCACUCUCACGCUCACAUGUGGCCCUCCUCCUGCUUUCAUCGUGACGGGAGACUUGGGAGUUACAUGGAAAGUAAAGGGACAAGAUACAUCUGGCAAUCCAAAUUUCAUCAUCAACAAUCAAAGCAAGACACUGACGGUUAAAAACACUAGUCCUAGUGAUACUGGUCUUUAUGAAUGCACUCUGAAGGGAUCAAGCGUAGACUUCCAUCAGACAGGAAAUGUGAUUGUUAAUGAAGCUCCUAAUGUCCGAGCCCCAACCCAAAUCAACUCCCAGUGUGAGGUGGGGGGAAGCACUCCUCUUGAGUGUUGUGUACAGAAACCGUAUCAAGUCGAGUGGAAAGACCAGAACAGUAAGGUAUCAGUUGUAUUUCAAGACUACUGCGUCACAUGUACUUUCUCUAUGCCUGAUACUUGUGAAAAUACAGAAACAACAAACUUUGUCUGCCAAGUCAAAAAUUCAUCUGGCUAUAGUGUAAAAACAAAACUGACUAUUUUUACAGAAGAUGUAAAUUGUGAAAAUGAUGAGUUCGGUGUUGGACGAAAAGAUGAUGUAUCAGUAAUAAAAUGUGGAUCUGGGGAAAAAGGAUUGAUUCAGGCAGUUUGUGAUGGUGUGAAUUGGGUAGACAGACGGGACACUUGUGUCUUGACUGUGAUUCUCAACCUACAGACCGACUCAGAGUCUUUACAGGAAGAAGGUGUUCCUGAUUUUGUCAAGGAUCUUCAAAAUACUACAGAGGGGAAUCAAAAGAACAUUGAAAGGUCCACUGCUACUAUAUCCAUCCUCGUUACAAUUUUGAAGAAUGUGGCGUCUGUUUCUACUAAUGUCAGUCGCGAUGUUAUGGAGGGUUUUCUUAAAACAGUUAAUGUACUCAUUUCAGUAGGAGCACAGGAUUCCUGGGGUCAGCUAAAUGCAAACACGUCUGGCAACACUGGUAACACUGGCAACACCAGCUCUAUUUUACUGGGGUCCCUAGAAACCAUCACUGGGGCUCUACAAGGGGACCCCUUUGUCUUUAACACAAGCACCAUGAUCCUGACAAGAACAAAGUUUCUUCAAAAUUCCUUCAGCUCAGAACAGAGCUCCAGUGUUGGCUUACAUAUUCCACAGAUUAACUCCAGCAACAACUUCAUUAACACUAUCGCCUUCACCACCCUGAACAACGUCUUGCCUGCCAGAAAUGGCAGAAAUCUGACUGUCAACGGUACCAUUAUCAAUGGAAACGUGCUGCUCGUUAAGUUAAACGGAACCGUCACAAAUGUCUCUCUGAGCUUUGAAAAAUUGAAUAAAUCAUUAGCUAACGUUCAGUGUGUAUUCUGGAGCUUUGAUCUGGAGGGAUGGAAUGAUGAAGGAUGUCAUCUGCAGUCUGACGACAAUGAAACCGUCACCUGUAACUGCAACCAUCUGACUUCUUUCUCCAUCCUAAUGUCACCAUCCAAUGACGGCUUUAGUGAUGAAGAGCAAAAAGUGUUGGACAUCAUCACCUACAUUGGAGUGGGCAUCUCCAUGGGAAGCCUGGUUGUGUGUCUGAUCAUUGAAGCUUGUGUCUGGAAGAGCAUGACCCGGAACAGCACCUCCUACAUGCGCCACGUCUCCAUAGUGAACAUCGCCGUCUCUCUCCUGAUAGCAGACAUCUGGUUCAUCAUCGGAGCUUCCAUUUCAGCCAAUCCAGGGGAAGACAAAUAUGCUGCAUGCAGCGCGGCAACAUUCUUCAUUCACUUUUUCUACCUGUCUCUGUUCUUCUGGAUGCUCAUCUCAGGCCUCCUACUGUUCUACAGGACCAUCAUGGUCUUCUCCCACAUGUCAAAGUCCACCAUGCUGGCCAUUGGCUUCUCUGUAGGCUACGGAGCACCUCUCAUCAUAGCUGUUGUCACGGUGGCAUCCACAGCCCCAAAUGAGACAUACAUAAGGAAUGAUACAGAGAUGGCCUGCUGGCUGAACUGGGACAGUAGCAAGGCUCUCCUGGCGUUUGUGAUCCCAGCCCUGAGUAUAGUGCUCAUCAACUUCUUAAUCCUCAUCGUGGUUCUGUACAAAAUGCUGAGGAGAGGUGUUGGGGACACUGCCCAGCCUGAUGAGAAGAACACAUUAGUGGUCAUCGCCAGAUGUCUGGCCAUUCUCACACCCUUCUUUGGGCUUACCUGGGCACUGGGAGUGGGAACAUUGGUGGACUACAAUAACUUUGGAACACAUGUUGCUUUUGCUUUCUUCAAUUCCUUACAGGGUUUCUUCAUUUUGGUGUUUGGAACACUUUUAGAUAGCAAGAUCCGGGCAGCAAUAACUAGACUGUUCCGAGGAGCCAGUGGAAGCACACAGGGUACCGGGACUCGCAGCACCAGCACUGGGCCAUCCUCCUCCAGUGCCUUGAACAUACUCAGAAGAAUGCGGAGAAGAAAUGUCUACAACGUCUCUGAAGUUGCAAACACCAGCAGCUCCGCCGCUACAGAGUCUUUCAUCAACAUCUGAUGUUAAUUUACUUUAAGAUAAUACAAUAUUAAAUGUAUGUAUUAAAUGUACUCGUUUAAUUUAGAAGCAGUAAUUAGCCCCACAGUAUCAUUGCACUAACAUAAUAUUAUACUUAGCACUUUAAUCAUAUUAUGUUGUGAUUUAAAGCAUUUUUCAAGUAACAUUGUUGUAAAAUCAGUUUAACAAUGUGUGUUAUCAUUUUUUUUAUUUAUUAUUAAGCAAAAUAUUUGGACCAACAGUCUAGAAAGAGCGACUUACAGUAAGUACAGGGACAUUCCCGCGAGGCAAGUAGGGUGAAGUGCCUUGCCCAAGGACACAACGUCAGUUGGCAUGACCGGGAAUCGAACUAGCAUCCUUCGGAUUACUAGCCUGAUUCCCUCACCGCUCAGCCACCUGACUCCCAGUUUGUUAAAUUAAAUAAAUGUAUGUGGCUAAACAAAUAUAUUUGUUCUAUACAGUAUAGUGUCUGUGACUUAUGGUAUUACUGUACGCAUUACUUCAGUCAUAAUGUUAUAAAUUAUUGUUUUUAAUUUAGCAUAAAUUGGAAAAUAGCAUUGACUGGCAGUUAAAUAAUCACACUUGUGAAUAAUUACUAACAUUUUGUAUUGUAAUUCUUUUUUUAAAUAUGUAAAUCAAAUGCUGGCAUAUCUUCUGCAGGGUACCAAGAUCUAUAAAUAAAAUGCAAAAAUAAUGUU
Messenger RNA from Osmerus eperlanus (European smelt), 7209 nucleotides. Its product is annotated as adhesion G protein-coupled receptor F5-like. The record is from RefSeq and is a predicted model, not a curated record. Bases 467 to 6514 code for a protein of 2015 amino acids. The transcript is spliced from 37 exons. NCBI's taxonomy places the organism in Eukaryota, Metazoa, Chordata, Actinopteri, Osmeriformes, Osmeridae. Gene Ontology annotation, molecular function: G protein-coupled receptor activity. Gene Ontology annotation, cellular component: membrane. Gene Ontology annotation, biological process: cell surface receptor signaling pathway; adenylate cyclase-activating G protein-coupled receptor signaling pathway.